AUGUACAGCGGGGCGCUGCUGGCCACCGCGGCUCGUCUGCUGUGGGACCCGAGCACGUACACGUGGUUCAGGUACCUGUGUGAGACCCAGUACCGCGUCACCACCGGCUACCUGCUGGCGGCCGGCCUCUGGCUGGCCGGGCUGGUGUACGUGGCAGCCAGCGCGGCUCACCGACCGGCGACCACCUGCCUCCACCUGUACGGUGUGGGCGUGGUAUGCCUGGCUGUGAGCGAGGUGGCGUACGGCUCGUGGAUGGCGGCCUCCCUGUCCGCGUGGUGGCGCUCCGCCCCUCAGGCCGACCUGGUGCGUCACGGCAUGGACCUGCUUCAUGACAUCAAGCCCGCGCUGCUGGCCGUCGAGCGAUAUGCUCACGUGGCGCGGCCCAUCUACGCUAUGAUCGAGGAGGUGGAGCAGAAGGCGCCCAACAACGCGUAUGUGAUCUUCGUGUUCGGCCUCGUCGGGAUGAUCCUCCAGAUAGCGGCCUUCGUAAUGUCUCGCCGACUGGUCCGACGCGUCUACACGGACACGGGCUCAGGGGCUGCGGACACGGAGUGUGGGCCGCGGGGGGUGAAGGGCGUGAGGGGGCUGGGGGGAGGGGAGCGCGCUCUCGACCUGGAGGAGUGCUCCUACACGUGCGAGAAGAAUGUGGACGACGACAGUGACGGAGGACGGGACCCGCCGCCCGGCUGGAGGAAGAAGGCCAACCUGCGCAUGUACACUAUACUCGACAAGAUUUUCUAG
Danaus chrysippus (African queen) is the source of this 741-nucleotide messenger RNA. The record is from the annotation of a GenBank genome assembly. NCBI's taxonomy places the organism in Eukaryota, Metazoa, Arthropoda, Insecta, Lepidoptera, Nymphalidae.